Molecule: messenger RNA, 3523 nt
Organism: Peromyscus maniculatus bairdii (prairie deer mouse)
Lineage: Eukaryota; Metazoa; Chordata; Mammalia; Rodentia; Cricetidae
Gene: Wdr82
Product: WD repeat domain 82
Cellular component (GO): Set1C/COMPASS complex
Molecular function (GO): protein binding; chromatin binding
Source: RefSeq, a predicted model, not a curated record
AUGCGAGCGAGCCCGCCCGCUGACGUCAUCGCCCCGCCCCCUCCGAGCGCGCGCCUCGGUUCCCGCCCCGCCCCCUUUCCCGACGUGUUCCGCGAGAACUCGGACAAGAUCAACCUCUUUGACUUCAGCCCCAAUGGGGAGACCGUCAUCUCCAGCAGCGACGAUGACUCCAUCGUGCUCUAUGACUGCCAGGAGGGCAAACCAAAGAGAACCCUGUACAGUAAGAAAUACGGUGUGGACCUCAUCAGAUACACUCAUGCAGCCAACACGGUCGUUUACAGCUCUAACAAAAUAGACGACACUAUCCGUUACUUGUCGUUGCAUGACAACAAAUACAUCAGAUAUUUCCCUGGACACAGCAAAAGGGUGGUGGCCUUGUCCAUGUCACCUGUGGAUGACACUUUCAUUUCUGGGUCUCUUGAUAAGACCAUUCGACUCUGGGAUCUCCGGUCUCCUAACUGCCAGGGCCUCAUGCAUCUACAGGGCAAACCAGUUUGCUCCUUUGAUCCAGAAGGGUUAAUUUUUGCCGCAGGUGUCAACUCAGAAAUGGUCAAACUUUAUGACCUUCGUUCUUUUGAUAAGGGACCGUUUGCAACCUUUAAGAUGCAGUAUGAUCGGACUUGUGAGUGGACAGGACUUAAGUUCAGCAAUGAUGGCAAACUCAUACUCAUUUCCACCAACGGCAGCUUCAUCCGUCUUAUUGAUGCUUUCAAGGGUGUGGUGAUGCACACAUUUGGGGGUUAUGCUAACAGCAAAGCUGUUACACUCGAAGCUUCAUUUACUCCAGAUUCACAGUUUAUUAUGAUUGGUUCAGAAGAUGGCAAGAUCCACGUCUGGAAUGGAGAGAGUGGUAUAAAAGUAGCUGUAUUGGAUGGUAAACACACGGGUCCCAUUACCUGUUUGCAGUUCAACCCCAAGUUCAUGACCUUUGCCAGCGCCUGUUCUAACAUGGCCUUCUGGUUGCCCACCAUUGAUGACUGAUCCUGACACUGCUCGGCUAUUUGUACAGUGAGGGCGUCCAACAGGAACAAGUCAGACAGAGGUGACUGAGAUGACAGUGGGAUUGACUGGAUCAUUUGACUGGACUGGAGAACAUCUUUCCACAUGGCCUUCCCAGGGAUGUGCUGUCCAUCUGCCCUAAAGAAAUACUUCGCUGAGCGCCUUCCAAAGGACUCAUGGUGCUGCAGAUUCAGUUGGCACUCAGCCUUUCCAGCUCUCAGCGCACCAAGCUCUUCAGAGGGUGACUGCUUAUGAUUAGGUUACAGUGGGGCCCUUGAGCCCCUUCAAUGUUGAAUAUAGUUGCUGCUGAAGAGCCGGUGACGUCACCAAUUGCCGCACAUCCUUCUCCCACCCCAGAAAUGCAUGGGAAGCCACAGUUCUGGUUUUGAGAUGCUAGGGCAGCUCAGCACCUCUUGCCCUCACCCUGCAUGUCUUGUUACUGGGUCUCCCUGUGUAAUUGUGGCAUUAUUCCACAACCAUCAUGUUUCUUAGGUGCCAAACAUUUACAAAAAUAAGUCUUCAUAUACCUUGGGGUCAAAGAAAGGGACAAAGAGAGAAGGACCUUGUUUGUCAGGAGGCUUUACAGUAUUCCUGUGUUGGUGGGUGGGGCAGGUCGUGGGCUUGGAUGUUGGCUAGCAAACAAGGCCCAAGCGUCUGAAAGGGAGGGAAGGGAGUAGCAGGUAAAUUCUGAGAGCUGAAAGGUUUAACAGCCUGGUGCAAUUCCCCCAUCAAGACAGCCCCACAGUCUUCGUGGGGAUCCUACCGAGCUUGGCUUGUACAAAAGCAAGGUAGUAGUUUAUUUUUGUACCUGAGUCACAUCACGUUUUCCUGUGGGCCAGUAUUGUGGAAUGAGUCUGAGUUGUUUACACUGAUGCCUUCCUUCCCUGCCCACCGCGAAUUGUGUACAUAGUCAGCAGAUGAUACCCCUCUUCCCCAGCUCUUCCCCAAGAGCUGGCUCUAGGCCUGUGUUAUAUGUUAUAUUUAGCCUUUUUAUAUAUGACCCUUGAUCUGUUUGUAUUUGAGCACAGUGUGUGUGUCCAAUUAAAUUCUCUCUCAUCUAGUUUAUCAAGAAUUCAGCAGGAGAGGGAACCCUGCAGCUGAGAAAGACUCUUUGUGGGUAGUGUUAGCCACAAGUGUUAGUCUUCUCUGUUAACCUUCGGGAGACAACGUGAAGCAGAGCUUCUAGUGUUUGCUGUUUUCAUGGCAGCUAAGUAAGAGCCUUGGGAUGACAACUCCCUUGUGCUCUUCAAGCCACACUUCGGGGCCCUCUCUACAGUAUUAGAAUCUUUUUUUGCCUGAUUAUGCUCUGUCUACACCGGUGUAUGUGUGACAGUCCCUUCUGCAUGGCUUCUGUGCCUGGCUUGUGACAUUGGGGACAGGGUGCUAGAACCAGUGUUUUAGUUUGUCAGGACUCCUCCUCCCCUGUCGUGUCAGCAUCCUUGCCCUUUUCCUUGCUUUCUCCUGAGAGAAGGCUAGGACCAGACUGAGAAGGCUGCAGCUGACCUUUUCUUCCCAGUAUGGCCACCUCAGAGGAGAACAAAUGGUAGUCAGACAUUUACAUAAGCAAGCAGUACCCCUGCAGCUCCAGGAAUCAAGACCCAACAGGCUGAUUGGCCCAUGAGUACCCAGCCGCGAGGGCGUCGGUCAGGCCACCACUGCUUCUGUUCAGAAGCAGGCAUGGGCUUCGCAUCGCUAGUGCUAUUUUUUAAGCAAUUACUGUUUGACUUGUUAUUCCAACUGAAAAGGUGGCCACCUUCACUGAAGUCUCUUAAGUGUUGCUGAGCAGUCCUGCCUUCCCAGAGGGGACAGACUAUAGGAACCAGGUGAUUGGAGAUGUUACUGCCUACCUUCAGGAUCUAAGAGUCCACGUUUGGAGGAACUGUUGAGCAAAGGUCUGUAACUCUGGACUAGUAAGGCUGCAUAACCUGAAAGUAGAGCGGCUUGCCUAGUCACAGAGAAACUAAGUUCAUGAGUGUCCAAAGCUGAGGCACCAUGCUCUUGGAAGACAUACUGCCUCACAGCCUCUGCUGGGCCCUGUGGCAGCAGAGCUGAGUUCUGGAUUGGGAGGGAAAGAUUCAGCUGGAACUUAGGAUUCUGUAUGUGGUCACAGGGUAAGCAAGAGGGAGAAAGCAAUGGCAGUCUGGGGGUGUGUCCCUGGGAUGUCCUCACUGUCCUCUGAAUGUCAGCCAGAGCCACUGCUCUGUGUGACAGCUGACACUGCACUGUUCAACCACCAGCCACUGGGGUUUUUUUAAUGAAUUAGUCCCCGUUGUAACUGACAACUACUGCUUAUGAAGGAAAACUGGGGGAUUUUUAAGAACCAAUUUGCCACCCAAAUGGUACCACUGUUAAUUUUGAUGUUAAAUGUUCCUCUAGAUAUCUCUGUGCAUAGACUUUGGUGUGUUUACAUAGUUGUUAUCCUACUGUACAUACAAUUUUAUGUCCCUUUUGUACUUAACAUAAACUUUUUUUUUUUUUUUGCCAUGUUACCAGUCUUAAACAGAAUUUUAUGGCUUACAGUCUC